This is a messenger RNA of Cynoglossus semilaevis (tongue sole), 1085 nucleotides long. Its product is annotated as transmembrane protein 69-like. NCBI's taxonomy places the organism in Eukaryota, Metazoa, Chordata, Actinopteri, Pleuronectiformes, Cynoglossidae. Bases 273 to 1070 code for a protein of 265 amino acids. The record is from RefSeq and is a predicted model, not a curated record. The transcript is spliced from 3 exons.
ACCGAGUUUCCGGUUUUGUUUUGUUUACUUGACUUCGACGUUAUGAUUUCCAAAGACAACUUAUACCCUUUGGUGAAAUACACGCUUUUGAAAUAUAAUAAUGUAAUAUAAUAUGUGUGUUGCUCUUGAAAUAACAUGGAACCAAAGUUACGGCUAUGACGAGCACGGACGAGAUUCGAAACGGAAGAUAGUGUGUCACACACUGUGUGGGCCGUCUUGCAAAAGAGUGACCCCGAGAUUUCUUCAAAAAUUAGUCUGCCGCGCUGUUAAAGAUGUUGGGUGUGAUUUCUGGAAGAAACACCUUUGCAACCAGAAAGAUUUUACCCUGGCCAGGUCCUGUACUCAGGUGCAGGAGAUCUACACUGACUUCUGUCCAGACCUGUAGGACAACAACAUGGUUGCAGUCAAAAGAUAAUUUGGAAAAUAGUUUCAGGGUGCAUGGUUUCACAAAGGAUCUGCCACUGCUAAUGUCUCAGCCCCAUGUUUUCCGAUGUCUAGUCGGAAACAGAUAUUUCCACUCUUCAGCUGCAAGGAUGAAGAAGCACCCAAAGCCUGAACCUCCUCCAAGAGAGCUGGAUCUACUUCGCUAUGACAUGAAGGAAUUGCGGAACAGUCCUAAACCUGCCUUAUAUCUGGGCUUUGCUGGUCUCCUCCCCUUUGUGGUCCCAACUAUGUUUAUGGCAGGGAUGGGGAAUUACUUCCCAGAACUUGCAUAUGCACAGGUAGCCUAUGGUGCAUCCAUUGUUUCCUUUUCUGGCGGUGCUCGCUGGGGAUUUGCUCUUCCUGAGAGCAGUCCAGCCAAACCUGAUUGGAUGAACCUGGCCAACAGUGUGGUUUCCCCUCUUUUUGCAUGGCUUGCCCUUGUGACGAAUGACAGCAUCUUACCUGCUGCAACCAUGGUUAUUAUGGGACUUGGAAUCGCACUUCAUUAUGAUCUCUCUCUGCUGCCUACAUAUCCCAGCUGGUUCAAAGCUUUACGAGCCGUGAUGACCAUUGUAGGUUUUUUCUCUUUAAUUGGUACACUUGUAAUAAAUAACAUGUACCCAGAAUCUAAACUUUUCUCAAAAUAAAUGUUAAUAAUUUUA